Geodia barretti is the source of this 777-nucleotide messenger RNA. Lineage: Eukaryota; Metazoa; Porifera; Demospongiae; Tetractinellida; Geodiidae. The record is from the annotation of a GenBank genome assembly.
AUGCCCAGCGAAACAGUGCUCUACGAACUUACCGACCACGGCGUCGCCAUCCUGACGUUGAACAACCCGGAACGGCGCAACGCGCUGUCAUCCGAAACGUUGGCAGCGCUUGAACGGCUGUUGGCACAGUUGGCGAAUGAUUCGGACGUACGGGUGGUAGUCAUCCGUUCGCAUGGGCCAGUGUUCAGCUCCGGACACGACCUCAACGAGCUGGUCAACGGAGACGCUGAAGAUUACGCUACCGUUUUCGCCGCCUGCACCCGGGUAAUGGAAGCGAUUCGGUUGCUGCCUAAACCCGUCAUAGCACAGGUUCAGGGAUUGGCGACCGCCGCCGGCUGCCAGCUGGUGGCCACCUGUGACAUCGCCGUGGCUGCUGAUACCGCGGCAUUCGCGACCCCAGGCGUACAAAUUGGGCUGUUCUGCACCACUCCUGGCGUGGCGGUGGCCCGGUCGGUAAUGCCAAAGAAAGCAAUGGAGAUGCUGCUCACCGGGCGUGCCAUAUCGGCGCAAGAGGCGCUGGAAUUUGGCCUGAUAAGCCGCAUCGCGCCGCCCGGCGAUUUGGAAGAGGAGGUUAUGACCCUGGCAAUGCAGAUUUCCUCAACCAGCGCGCACACGCUGGCGUUGGGCAAGGCCGCCUUCUACCAGCAAAUCGAGAUGGAUCGUCCUGCGGCCUACCAGUUCGCCGGCCAGGUGAUGGUCGACAAUCUGCUGGCUGAUGAUGCCAAAGAGGGUAUCUCGGCGUUCCUCGAAAAGCGUCCACCGGUUUGGACGACGUGA